Molecule: messenger RNA, 2351 nt
Organism: Durusdinium trenchii
Lineage: Eukaryota; Dinophyceae; Suessiales; Symbiodiniaceae
Source: the annotation of a GenBank genome assembly
AGCCGUAGAUUUUUCCAAGCAGUGGAGCUGCGCAGAAGGAGAGUGCCUUUGCACGACCAUGGCGAUCAGUUGCAUCCCCUUCGGGGCUGGGGAAAUCAAUUGUGCUCUGACGCUGUUAUGCCAAAUGAUCGGGAAUCUUGUGGCGAUGAUAGCAGCUCUUCAAAUGGUCAUGACCUCACCCUACGAGAAUGUGGCUGGAGUGGAUAAGAAUGCAAUGAUGAGCUUUGCAACGAAUGUGAUCUACUCCAGGAUCGUUGCAGGCAUGUGUGUGACCAUGAUUUUCGGCAACUGCUACUAUGCAUGGAUGGCUUGGCGAAUGAUGAGACGAGAGAAGACCACCAAUGUUUGCUGUUUGCCCUAUGGGAUCAACACGCCUGCGGCCUUUGCAUUUAUCUUCAGUGUGGUCGCCAAGGCAGCAAAGGAAGCGGCUGCCACCGGCAUGAGCUGGGAGGAGGGUGUGCUCUAUGCUUGGCGUGUGGGAUGUGUAGCGAACCUUGUGAGUGGCAUCAUCGCCACGUUGUGUGGCUUUGCCGGACCCUUGAUCGUGAAGGUGGCUCCGCCCGGUUCCUUGAUGGUCGCGCUGGCGGGGCUGGGGUUCACUUACCUGGGCAUCGGGCAGAUCAUCUCCUGCUUCGAUGUGGGUCACCUGGGCUUAUUGCCCUUGGGCGUGGCCCUGGUGGGUUUCUUUGGGGAGGUGAAGACAUCGCCAUUUCCUGCAGCGGUGGCGGUGAUGCUUGUGGGCAGUUUGACCGGGUGGCUCUCCUUCGAAGGUUGGCCUGAAGGUGGGAUCCCCACAGGUGGCACAGCAAAGGCCGUGGAGGACUCCUUGAACCACUUCAGUUUCUACAUGCCGAAAAUGCUAGGGCCAAGCGACUAUGCUGGAAUUGGUUCGGUCAUUGCCAACAACCUCUCUGUGAUUUUGCCUGUCGCCUUUGUUGGUGCAGUGAACACCUUAGUGUCGACCUACGCUGCACACUCCGUGGGGGACAUGUACCCCAUCCGCGAAUGCCUCAUCGUCGAUGGCCUGACCACGGUCGUCUCGGCACUCUUUGGAUCACCUUUUGGGACCUGCGUCUACUGUGGACAUCCUCAGUUCAAAAACCAAGGUGGCAAGAUCUAUUACUCCUUUCUGAACUGCAUCCUCUUUUGCUUCCUCGCCAGCACGGGCAUGUUUGCUGCCGCGAAUGCCAUCCUUCCGCCUUGGGGCACGGCACCGAUCAUUCUCUUCGUGGGUCUAGCGAUCAAUCAGGAUGCCUUCAACAUCAUCGAAAGUCGACACAUCCCGGCAGCCAUCAUUGGACUUUUCCCGUCCACCGGCGACUGGAUUCUUUCGAUCGACUCAAGUUUCGGAGAGAAGAAGCCUGGGCUCGCAGCCAUGUCUUAUGGUGCCUUGCUGGUUUGUAUCAUUUGGACUUCUAUGGGGAUUCACCUCAUUGAUCGACGCUUUGCGCAGUCGGCCAUUUGGGCAACGGUUGGAGCUUUUCUGUCCGCUUUCGGGCUUAUACACCAGGCGAAGGCAGACCUCACAUUCAAAAGCUUCUCGGGUAGCCCAGGCCAGGCCUUUGGCUUGUCUUCCUGUGCCUUUAUGAUUGGAUAUCUCACCCUAGCCGCCCUCUUUGUGAUCCUGAAGAUUCUCCAAGCCUAUGGAUUUUCCCGUGUUCCUCCUCCCAUCAAGGACACCUUGGAGGAUGGGGAUGCAGAGCAUGAAGCUGAAGAGGUUGCACGCAGAGCCAAUGAGCGUCCCUCCAGCCGCAUCAUCAGCACCUUCUUUGAGAAUGGUGUGGUGCCGCCUGCCGAUCUCGAUCCUUCCGAGAGCAGCGAAUCGGCGGAGGAUGAGGAUCAAGAGGUGGGCCUUCGGGACAAGUGAUACGGCAGUGAUAGAAUGCUUGAUGAACUGAGGAAAGCACAGGAGUGAUAGAAGUGAUGAUUUGAGUGAUGAGUGAAUAUUAGUGACCCAACCCCCAGCUAUCAGCUUGCAACACGGCGCAAGGGCGCCAGAGCGCAUGAACAAUGCAUUCAUGUGCCAGUUGCACUCAGUUGGGUUGGUGGUCUUGCCUUUAGCCUCUUGCAAGAUUGUGCAAGGGGUGGCAGAGCGUAUCACAACAUGAUCUCAUUUGUCAAUUCAGUCUUUUUCUUUUGAGAUGGGCGCCUCCCUCUUGCCCCGGAGCAAGGGGCGGCAGAGCGGACCAGCCUCGAAAUUUCGCUUCGAGUCAUGCUACUUAAGAAUUGUUGGAGACAAUCAUUUGCUGUGGGCUGUUGAGUCACUGUAGAGAGUUCUAGUAGAAAAAACAACUGAGUAGUAAGUAGCAAUCCGACAGUCACAGAAGUCCACACAGAGGCUUCAAACGCGC